AUGAAUACCAAAAAUGUCACGAGGGAGGAAAAGAAGAAAGAGAAGGAGCUGAACGAGGCCAGGAAGGCCGGCAAAAUCGAAGCCCUGAAGGAUGAAGAGGGGAACGACAUAAACCCCCACAUGCCCCAGUACAUCAUAAAAGCCCCGUGGUAUUUGAACCAGACCGCACCAGGACUGAAGCACCAACGGUACAAGGGUACCGACAAGGUGAAAAUAGAAGAAGAAAGAAACAAAAAGGUGUACGUGAAGAAUCUGAAGAAUGUGUCAGAUUUUUGUAAAAACUGCGGAAGUACAGCACACAAGGAGAAGGACUGUCUUGAGAGAACGAGGAAGAAGAAACUUAAUUUUGCGAACAGAGAUAAUGAAGAUGAUUUUGUAUGCCUGACGCAGGACCUGGGUUACGACGGGAAUAGGGACAGGUGGGUGGGUUACAACCCGGACAACUUCGAACACGUAUACAAGGAGUACGAGAAAAUCGUGGAGGAGAAGAAGAAGAGGAAGGCGGAGGAGUUGAAGCAGAAGUACGAGAAGAAGGCCACGUCGGGAAAAAAGCAGCGCAUCGAUGGCGCAGGUGGCGGAGAUGCUAAUGACCAAUCUGGUAGUGACAGUGACAAUGAGGAAGAUGAGAUUGACGACGACGCGCGAAAAGCCACCACCGGGGCGGAGGACACACAAAAGAGCAGCGGAAAUACCAAUGAAAAACACAGAAACGUUGCGAGAAAUUUAAGAAUCAGAGAAGAUACAGCCAAGUACCUGUACAAUCUGAGCUUGAAUUCAGCUUUCUACGACCCCAAAAGUAGGAGCAUGCGUGAAGACCCAUUUGCAGGCACAGGGAAAAAUCUGCACGACGACAACAAUCAUUACAAGGGAGAAAAUUAUUAUAACAAUACAGAUGAAGCAAUCGAAUCGAAGAAGCUAGAAAUUUUCGCAUGGGAAACCUACAAAAGGGGAGAAAAUGUGCACUUCAAUGCACAGCCGACUCAACUUGAAUUGCUCUAUAGAGAGUUCUUAUCUAAAAAAAAAAAACUAAUUAAAAAAAAGGAAGAAGAUAUUUUAAAAACGUACAAGUGUGAAAAUGUUGCCUCUAAGGAUGCAACUGCAGGGGAGGAACUCACUCAGUCGGAGGUCUACACAGAAUAUAAACCAGUGGAUCAGGUCGAUCCCAAAGUGAAAAGGAUUAAAAUCAUGAGUAGGUACGAGGAGGAUAUUCACCUCUUUGAUCACUCCUCCGUUUUUGGCAGUUACUACGAUCGGGAUAAGAAGAAAUGGGGGUACCGGUGCUGUCGAUCCACGAAUAAAUUUGAGAAGUGUUCCUCUGUCUGA
Molecule: messenger RNA, 1323 nt
Organism: Plasmodium knowlesi strain H
Lineage: Eukaryota; Apicomplexa; Aconoidasida; Haemosporida; Plasmodiidae
Product: pre-mRNA-splicing factor SLU7, putative
Exons: 3
Coding region: 1-1323 (440 amino acids)
Biological process (GO): mRNA splicing, via spliceosome
Cellular component (GO): spliceosomal complex
Molecular function (GO): pre-mRNA 3'-splice site binding
Source: RefSeq, a predicted model, not a curated record